Molecule: messenger RNA, 3446 nt
Organism: Orbicella faveolata
Lineage: Eukaryota; Metazoa; Cnidaria; Anthozoa; Scleractinia; Merulinidae
Product: U4/U6 small nuclear ribonucleoprotein Prp3-like
Biological process (GO): mRNA splicing, via spliceosome
Cellular component (GO): U4/U6 x U5 tri-snRNP complex
Source: RefSeq, a predicted model, not a curated record
CCAAAAUGGCGGCUGGAACGUGCCUUGGUGAAGCAUAAGAACUUGUUAGAUUUUAAACGUCUUGAAGUUCACAGUUAAAGAAAUGGCUGUCAGCAGAAGAGAGUUAGAGGAACUGAAACCAUGGGUAGAAGAAACUGUGAAGCGACGUCUGGGGUUUAACGAGAAAACCGUAGUUAACGCUGCCCUGUAUUGCGUGAAAAACGACUUGGAUAGAAGUUCAUCCCGCGAAAAACUAUCGUCGCUUCUAGAUGAUUUAGCCCCUCAGUUUGUGAACGACUUGUUCGACAAAGUGUCUCAGUUAAAAAGCAACAAGACCUCGGGCGCUGGAAGAAGUUCUCAGGCGAAGAAACGAACGCUUGAAGAUGUGUUUGGAGAUGACACGGGAGAUGACAGGACAGACAUGGAUAGUCUGAAAAGCAAACGAAAACAGAGUCGAUUUGACGCCUUAAAGGAGGACAAUGUACCAUUGCCUCCUGCUAUUUCCGAGGUAACAGAGAGGCCUACUCCACUGAGCAGCACUCAGAUCAGCGAAAUGGUGGCAAGUAUGAAGAAACAAAUUGAAGAACGGAAGAAACAGUUGAAUGUUAUACGGCAAGUACAGCCGGCGGCUGCUCCUCCAGUACAAGCUGCCACACCACAGUCAAUCCCCUUCCAGAGUGUUCCUAGUAUACAGCAACAGCAGGAAUUGAUGAAUGAAGCGAUAGAAAAAGCCAAAAGAGCUGCAGAACUACAAGCCAAGAUCCAAGCUCAGCUGGCAAACAAACCAAACCUGUUCUCUUCAUCAGGACUUACCAGCACUGGAGCAAACCUGAUCAAGUCAGGUUUAAUUUCAGUGAGUGCCAUCAAAGAGGACGGCUCUCAUCCACGCGCCUUGAUCUUGGAUGAGUCUGGCCGGACUGUGGAUGCUGCAGGAAGGGCCAUUCAGCUGACCAGUAGAAUGCCAACACUGAAGGCCAACAUCCGUGCUAAGAAAGCAGAGCAGUUCAAGAUUGAAAAACCUCCAGAAGAUUUGAAUGAAAGCAGAUAUUUUGAUCCCAGAGUGGGGAUAAAAGCAGCACAACGAAGCAAGCGAGGAUUUAAGUUCCAUGAAAAGGGAAAGUUUCAACAAAUAGCUCAGAGAAUAAGAGCUAAGACACAGCUGGACAAACUUCAAAAAGAGAUUGCAGCAGCAGCAAAGAAAACAGGUAUUUCGUCAGCAACCAAACUUGCACUGAUCACGCCAAAAGAAGCCCAAGAAGAUAUUGUCCCAGAUGUUGAAUGGUGGGAUGCUAAUAUCUUACCUAGUGGAAAGUACAUUAGUGUAGAGGCUGAUAUUAUGGAGGACAGUAUUGGUGGUGUGACGGCACUGGUGGAACAUCCCAUACAGAAACAUCCUGCAGCUGAACCCAAGGAAGCUCCAAUAGCACCCAUCAUGUUAACAAAGAAGGAAAGAAAAAAGAUUCGCACACAGAGAAGACGAGAGGUUGAAAAAGAAAAACAAGAAAAAAUAAGGCUUGGCCUUGAACCUCCACCACCACCUAAAGUUAAAAUCUCCAACUUGAUGAGAGUUCUGGGUAAUGAAGCGGUGCAGGAUCCAACUAAGGUUGAAGCUCAUGUGCGAGCACAGAUGGCACAAAGACAAAAAGCUCAUGAAGCUGCCAAUGCUGCUAGGAAACUUACUCCUGAAGCACGGCGCGAGAAAACUAUUCGUAAACUAAAGGAGGACACUUCACUUGGCGUACACGUGGCAGUAUUCAGAGUCACAGAGCUUAAAAACCCUCAGAGAAAAUACAAAGUCGAUAUCAAUGCACAGCAACUCUACUUAACAGGUUGUGCUGUCCUCUACAAGGAUGUGAAUAUUGUCGUUGUCGAGGGAGGUCCAAAAGCUGUGAAGAAAUUCAAACGGCUAAUGCUGCAUCGAAUCAAAUGGGAAGACGAGAAAGAUUCUGAUGAUGAUAACGACGAGGAAGCAGCCAACAAGAAGACUGCUCCUUGUGUGCUAGUCUGGGAGGGUACCAACCAACAGAGGAACUUUAGCGACUGGAAAUUCAAGUUAUGUCCGAUGCAAUCCAUGGCGAGAGAUCACCUUAAAAAAUACGGCGUAGAACACUACUGGGAUUUGGCGCUCAGUGAAUCACUCCUAGAAAAUGCCGAUGAUUAAAUUCUCUUUUUGUUUUGUUUCCUUUGUUUUGUUGUUGUGGCUUGCAAGUGCAAAUGUAGUCGAGUGAAGUCAAAAGAACUCGUCACACACAUCCAGGAAACUUGUCGCAGUCGGGAAGGUCAAAUAUCAAGUACAGUUUUUGACAAAUGUACGAAGAAACUGUCCGAAACCAGUGUGAGCUCUCACGGGGCUUCGACAUUUGACACUGACGAAAACAUGCCGCCAUGAGAAUACUUCACUGCGCUGUCGUGAGCAGUUUCUAUGACAACACAAAACAAGAAAAACGCGCGCCUAGACAAUCACAGAGAAGAAGUAUUGACUGAUAAACGUACUUUGUUUGAACUGUCGAUUGUCUUUCACGAAUAGUUUAAAUAUAGACUGUCUUACGUACCUGAGUUGUGUUUUAAAUUAAGACUAUUUUGAAAUUAUCUCUGGUGUUUUCACCAUAUUUUAAUUCCAGUUUCUUUGGGGUAGCGUGUUAAAUUCUGGUAAUGUUCAGUUUUUGCUUUUCUUUUUACUUUGGUUUGCAACCGUUAAUCCCAAGGACUUAAUUUCCGUAUAUCGGGGGAAUCCCAAAUGAUCAGGGAAUUUCUUGUUUUCUGCCCCAUUCCCUACUUGAGAAAGCACUGAAUCUUAAGUGCCCACGUACUCGGGUAUACUCCAUAGUUAGAGAUAAUUGGCGACACGGAAGGUGUCCGAGAUAUGUGCCAUUGUAGCCGAUCAUUCUCAAUUUAUGAGCCUCGACGAAAUAAUUAGCUGUGUUACCAAGCCUCCGUGCCUGCAGUGUGCAAGACAGUAGUGCCCAGAUCUCCAAGAGGGAGGUGAUGUGAUAAAAAUAAGAGCGAAAUCUGUGAUCGUGUGAGUCAGUCACAGUAUUUUGAGUUAUUUUGGCCACGUACAAAAUUACCUUAAAAUCGAAGGAACCUGAAAAUAAUUGUUUACUAAGAUAGAAAAACACCAAAGAGGAAACAAUACACCAUAAAGGAAAAAGGGUGGAGACGAUUGACAUAAAUUACAAACGACGAAUAACUUGAACCAUAGUUGACCUAUGCUUGAACAAAUUAGGCAAAACUUAUCGAGAUGCACAAGCAGUGACGUAGCUUCUUUAUGUGUUUACUGAGUUUGGUUUUAAGAAAGCAUUCAUCCACUUCCAUCUUCUCCCAUUGAAUAAUUUAUUUUAAGUAGCAAAUAUUUUACAUUUAUCUCAAAUGCAGAAUAAACAAAUGUCUUUACCGCGUCAAAGCGUAAAAAUUUACAUGUAUACAACUCAAUCUACAAAAUUCAAUAGCCGAUCCAAGUACUUUUU